CCACCACCUCGGUUCCCAGCUUUGCAGAAGCUGGGGGAACUGAGAGCAAGAAAGGAGGGAGGCUGGUGGCAGGAUGGGGACCCCUGGCUGGAGCUGUGGUCUCAGUGGGAAGGGGAAGGGAAGGGCCUAAGCUAAGAAAAGACCUGCCCUCCUCUUUCCCAUCCAUUCAUUCAUUCAUUCAUUUCUGCAAAGAUAGGCCUACCAAGAGGUGAGAAACCCAGGCCACACACUGCAGGAGCUGCGGUCUUCCAGAGCAGUGUUGGAAUGCACGAGUUGGCUGACCUUGUUUUUUUAAUUUUUUGAGACAGGGUCUCGCUAUGCAGCUGAGGCUGUCCUUGAACUACAUAGCCCAGGCUGGCCUCGAACUCGAGGCAAUCCUCCUGCCUCAGCCUCCCGAGCGCUGGGAUCACAGGCGUGCGCCACCACUCCCGGCUUGCCUUGGCCUUAGAGAAAUGGGUAAAGGUAGAAGGGGACUGGGACCACAAAGGAAAAUUUGCAGCAGAGAGAACCUCUCUUUAGAUCUUCUCUGAGACCCGAGUCCUGGCUUUGGUUCUGUGAGUUUCCCCCCAAACUCCUUGCUAGCCUGCCACGCUCGCUCACAUCUACACUUUCCCCUGCAGCCAGUGAAUGGCCUUGCCCCUUGCCUGUUCCUGGUGCGUGUGGGCACCCAUUCUCAUAGGCACACAGCUCAAUGGCCAAGGGCGUUGGCUCUGGAGCUACUGACACCCAGCUUCCAACUCCACUCCGACCUCUUCCACAAGCCUCUUACUAUCUCCAGCCUCAGGAUGCCCAUCUGUGGGAUGGGGACAACCCUGCUGGUACCUGCUUCAUAAGGCUGUGAUCACACAGUGGGAACACAGCUCAGGGGCGGGCACUUACCGCCCUACCAUGUGAAAGGCAUUGGGUUCAAUCUUCAAUAUCGCAAAAACUAAUGAAAAAUGUAUCUGAAGCCUGGCGCGGGGUAAGAGUGCAGCCAAUGCGCGUGCCUGUGGUCGUGACUGCUUCUCCUACAGUUAUCUACCGGAGAGCAAGGAGCGCUCCAGACUGGCAGGGCCUCAGGAGGGGAGGAGGACCCCGGAGCCCCUCUGCCUGAUGGUUCUGUACCCCUGAGUGGCACGGAGGAGCGAGACCCCCCGGCCUGCAGCCCCUCCUCCACCCCACCACUUCCUCUCUGGCACAGGGCACCUGGCCAGGCCCCGCGGGCUCUGGAUACAUUCAGAAAGCGCUAUCAAUGAAUCUCACAGCUGCAGAGGGUGCCAUUAGAGGGGCUGGAGGCAGGAAAGGUUGGCCUCUACCGUAUUUCUCCUCAUAGCAGGCUCUAGGAGGAGGCCCAUAUGAAGCCUCCAGUGUCUGAAGCGGUCCAGGGAAGAUGCGUUUUCUUCUUUCUAGGACUGCAUCAGAAUGAAGGUUUAGAGAUCACCUGGAUGGCAGGGAAAAGACAAGAAUGAGCUGGGCGAGCUGAGUGUGCGGCUCAGUGGGAGAUGGUGUGCUUAGUGCGUAUAAGGCUUGGGGUUCAAUUAAGUCAGCCAUAGUGACACCACCUGUAAUCCCAGCACUCUGGGAGGCCAAGGCAGGAGGAUCUCAAGUUCAAGCCCAGCCUGAGAAACUUACAAGAUCCUGUAUCAAAAUAAAAAAUAAAAAAGGAGCAGCCUGACACAGAAGCAGGCAGAGAGCCCGAAUUCUUGCUACUCAAAGUGUAGGCUGACUACCAGGAAGCUCAGGCAUCACCUGGGAACCUAUAAAAAUGCAGAUUCUCGGGCCGCACCUCAGAUUUCCUGAAGAGGGGCCCGCAUUUUGUUCUGCUGUUCGGUGUUGGGAAUCCAACAGGGCCUCGUGUAGACUCAGCAAGCGCCGUCUUACUGAACUGUGCCCCACGCCCCUGGAGCUACAUUUCCACAAGCUCCUCGGGCCAUCUUGUCCAAGAUGAGGCUAGAGUCAUCUUGUGAGUGCGCGAUUUCAGGAAGCAACACACACACCUCUCCUUUGGGACAGUGGAAUUGGCGGCUCUUCUCAGUCAGCCUGGGGAGAGAGCUACGGGGAGGGUUUCAGUGAGACAGGACAGGCGAAGGCACGUGAGGCACACAUGUCCUCCCGAGGGAGGGAGCAGGCCUCGAUGGAAGCUCAGCUCCUGACCUUUGCUUGGCUCUAGUUCCUGGCACCAGCAGGGCCUGAGAUGUUAAGUUCCUGGCAGGCCGGGCUCCCAGGCAACAGUCUGAGUAAUCCUGUGAUUACUCAGCUCCCUCUCUCUGGCUGGGUUCCCAGCAUUUGCGGCCCGGCUGGCUCACAGGGGUAAGUCUCCCAGGGAAGGGACCGGGUGUUCUCAGCUCUGCAGCGGGGCCCUGCCCUCCUCCCCAGCCCCUCCUCCACAAGUCACACACUCACAGGCACCGGUACUUUCUCUUUGAGGUUUGGGGUGAUGACAGUCAAGGGGGUGCAGGUGGCACGGAAGGAGGGAGCAGUAGAACAAGUGGCCUGAGAGUGCUGGGGAAUGGGCACCGGGCCAAGACACAAGCACGGGCUGUCCCGUGUUUCUGUGGCUGUCUCUGCACCUCCAGGUCUGCUGGCUGUCUCCCACCCCUAACCUUGAAGCCUCUCCACCUCAGAGAGGGUAGAGCAGUGAUGGCGAAGCCUUGAGAGGUCUCAGUGACACAAACAGCCUGCUGCGGCACGGCAUGAGUGUCAGAGGUUCGCCGCCCCUGGGCCUCAGGCCCUGACCCUCAGAGCCGCUGACUCUGCAUGCCUGCCUCGCGCCAUAUCUCCGCCUCGAGCUGUGGCCGGGGACAGUGGUGGAGGGCUUGGCCCGGUGUCUGGGGUGUGGGCCUCUGGUAUCCCCCAAGUACAGGUAUUCCUGAAGGGGUCUUCGGCUGGCCACAUCUUCCUACGAGUAGGGCAGAGCCAUGGUGAUACUGUGGUAAGGUUCUGAGGGCCAGGACAAGCAGCGGGUCAGGUACGGGGCAGGGAGAGGUGUGUGGGGUCAGCCAUGUGGUCAGUGCACACACGCACGCGGAUGUGGCUCUUGGAGAAGGGAAGAGGCAGGGAGGCCUGUGGUUCGCUGCUGGCUCAGAGCCUGAGUUCCCACCGUGGCUUGGCCUAAUCUCUCUCCUGCUUGCUUUUUCGGGUGACCCAUGUUGGUUUCCCCCCUCUCUGGUCUUAGGCCCACUGCAGAGAGCGAUACCACAGUUUUGGGGCGGGUGCCAGGCUGGGGCAGAAUCUGUGGGGCCCCCGGGCAGCCCACCAGGCCCGCAGGCUCCUCUGCUGUGCCUCAGUCAGCAGUAACUGGCACAUGCAGCGCGCGGCCCUCCACGGUGACGUCACGUGACCACUCUGCUACCUACGGUCCCCCGGGCAGGCGGCGGUAUUUUUAUCCUCACCUCAUUGCCAAGGGAACUGAGGCCCGGGCAGAAUGUGGGAGGCAAGCAGUGCCAGGGCCCGCACACACUCCGCCUCUCUUCCAGCACCAGGCCCCCUCUGCGCUCCUCCCAUCUUUGCAUUGAAAUCUGCUCGUACUUCCUGGGAAGAAUCUGAAAGGCUCGCUUGCCACCUGGUCCUGAGCACAAAUUGAAGUGAUCCCUUGCAAAAUCUGUGGGGACAAGUCAUCUGGGAUCCACUACGGGGUUAUCACCUGUGAGGGGUGCAAGGGCUUCUUCCGCCGGAGCCAGCAGUGUAAUGUGGCCUACUCCUGCACGCGGCAGCAGAACUGCCCCAUCGACCGCACCAGCCGCAACCGAUGCCAGCACUGCCGCCUGCAGAAAUGCCUGGCACUGGGCAUGUCCCGAGACGCUGUCAAGUUCGGCCGCAUGUCCAAGAAGCAGAGGGACAGCCUGCACGCGGAGGUGCAGAAGCAACUACAGCAGCAGCAGCUGCAGUUGCAACGGGAGCAAGCAGCCAAGACCCCUCCCGCAAGGGCCCACGGAGCAGACGCCCUCACCUACACCUUGGGGCUCCCUGACGGGCAGCUGCCCCUGGGCUCCUCGCCUGACCUGCCCGAGGCCUCUGCCUGUCCCCCUGGCCUCCUGAGGGCCUCAGGCUCUGGGCUAUCCUAUUCAAACACCUCGGCCAAAGCAGAGCUCAGCGGGCCCCCCUGCCACCUCAAGUACAGCCCCGAGCAGGGCAAGGCAGAGGGGGCAGAGAGAGCCUGCGGCGAGGGCAGCCAGCUUGCCCCUGGCAGGUGUGGACUUCAUUUUGGGGGACCCAGGCAUCCUGGGCUUGGGCAACCAGGACAGGGCCCGGACAAUUACUGCAGCCCCAGUUUCUGCAGCAGCCCAGAGGCACCAUACGCCUGCCUGAAAGAGACUGAGCACCUGGUGCAGAACGUUUGCAAGUCCUACAGAGAGACCUGUCAGCUGCGACUGGAGGACCUGCUUCGGCAGCGCACCAACCUCUUCUCCCGAGAGGAGGUGACCAGCUACCAGAGGAAGGCGGGGCCCUACGGAGAGUACAGGGGUGCCCUUCCCCCGCAGUCCGAGUGGGAGAUGUGGGAGCGCUGCGCCCACCGCCUCACCGAGGCUAUCCAGCACGUGGUGGAGUUUGCUAAGCGGCUCUCUGGCUUCAUGGAGCUCUGCCAGAACGACCAGAUCAUCCUACUGAAAGCAGGAGCGAUGGAAGUUGUGCUGGUGAGGAUGUGCCGCGCCUACAACGCCGACAACCACACAGUCUUUUUUGAAGGCAAAUACGGUGGCGUGGAGCUGUUCCGAGCUUUGGGCUGCAGCGAGCUCAUCGGCUCCAUCUUUGAUUUCUCCCACUCCCUGAGUGCCUUACGCCUUUCCGAGGACGAGAUCGCCCUGUACACGGCCCUUGUUCUCAUCAACGCCAACCGGCCAGGGCUCCAGGAGAAAAGGAAAGUAGAACAGCUGCAGUGCAGUCUGGAGCUGGCCUUUCAUCAUCAUCUCUGCAGGACUCAUCGCCAAGGCAUCCUGGCAAGGCUGCCACCCAAGGGGAAGCUUCGGAGCCUGUGCAGCCAGCACGUAGAGAAGCUGCAAGUCUUCCAGCACCUCCACCCCAUUGUGGUCCAAGCCGCCUUCCCACCGCUCUACAAGGAACUCUUCAGCACUGAAACCGAGUCCCCCGAGGGGCUGUCCGAGUGACCUGGAGGGGGAUGCUUUUUCUCUCCCUUUGGCCUGGCUGUCGGGCCCACCUUCCAGGACCCUUCUCCACCCUCAGCCCAUCCUUGUGCCUGCCCCACACCCUUUACAGGGGAGAUGGCAGCUGAGCAAAUGCUGAGACAGUUCUCUGCCCCCAGACUUGCCUAGCAGGGGACAAUAGCCUUGUUCGGGCUCCUUCCCCACAGCCUUCACCCCGGCUUCUGGAAGGGUGGAGUGGGUGGGAUAUAAAGACCUCUAGGGGGACCAAGGUGUCCUCAAGAAAGGGAGAAUCCAGCGCAGCCUGGAUGAAGAGAUCUCAACUCUGGGCUCGGAAGCUAAGAAGAGGCCUUCGAAAUACCUCAUUGUACUUCCCCAGCGCUUCCGCUGGGGAGGUGGAUCAAGCUCAGAGACUAGUGUGAGACCCCGGAAGGACGUGUACACAACAUGAAACUGGAUCCUUA
This is a messenger RNA of Heterocephalus glaber (naked mole-rat), 5542 nucleotides long. NCBI's taxonomy places the organism in Eukaryota, Metazoa, Chordata, Mammalia, Rodentia, Bathyergidae. The record is from RefSeq and is a predicted model, not a curated record.